AUGAAGAAGCUCUUUGGAAACGGAAAGAAAUCGGCAUCCGACAAGCACACUUCCUCUCCCAGUCUGGAAGACCUUCAAGCUGCCUACCGUUCUAGUCCAGAGCCCCCAUCACCGACCAAAUCUCACUCGCGCUCUCCCAAAAAGUCUUCUCGCUCGGAGCACCCGUCCCGCGAAUCAAAGUUGUCGCCGCGCAACCUACGCCAUUCGAGGCACGCCUCGGAUUUGAGCACCUCUUCGCGGCGCAGCAAACUCGACCCCGAUACCCAUCCUCUCAAUCUUCCACCAGAGGAGCGUAAACGCUUCUCUGCCCGCUCAUACACUACAAUGAGUGCAAUGGACAUUGAUCGCGAGCCCUUGAAUGGCCCCUCGACCCCUCCACCAAACCCUUCCGCCCAGACAAAUUUCUCCGUGCCUGUUCAAAACGGCGACAGCACCGAUGAGCCUCCUGCUCCCCCGCCGCACAGGUCUAACCCUUCUAGCCCGAGUGCCUCGCCGCUCGAAGAGGCUGAGGGCUGUAAAAAGCUCGGCAACCAGUUUUUCAAGGAGAGGAACUACGCCCAGGCCAUUGAACAUUACAGCAAAGCUGUGGACCUGGUUCCUGACUCUGCGACAUUCCUGAGCAACCGUGCUGCCGCUUACAUGUCCAAUGGACAAUAUCUUGCCGCUCUGGACGACUGCUCCCGCGCUGCCGACUUGGAUCCUCAGAACCCCAAAGUCCUUCUCCGUCUCGCCCGCAUUUUCACUGGUCUUGGUCGUCCUGAAGAAGCCAUGAUCACGUUUGGCAGAAUUGAGCCUCCCCCUUCCGCCAAAGAUACCGCUCCCGCCAAAGAGAUGUUGCAUCACAUCAGCUCAGCGAAGGAGUCUCUGGAGCGUGGCACUGCCAUGUCCAUGGUUCUUCAUGCACUGGAUCAGGCUGAGCGUGGCCUUGGACCUAACGUGAGCAAGCCGCGCAAGUGGCAGCUCAUGCGCGGUGAGGCCUACCUCAAGAUGGGCCGCGAAAACUCUCUCGGUGAGGCCCAAAACAUCGUCAUGUCCUUGCUGCGACAGAACAGUCAGGACCCAGAGGCCUUGGUCCUCCGAGGCCGUGUUCUUUACUACCAGGGGGAGAACGACAAGGCGAUGCAAUCGUUUCGUGCCGCCGUUAGCUGUGACCCCGAUUUCAAGGACGCCAUCAAGUGGCUGCGCAUCGUUCAGAAGCUAGACCGCAUGAAGGAGGAGGGCAACGUCGAGUUCAAGGCUGGCCGUCUCGAGAAUGCUAUCACAAAGUAUUCCGAAGCCCUUGAAGUCGACCCUUCCAACCGCGGAAUCAAUGCCAAGCUGCUACAAAACCGUGCUCAGUGUCGCAUCAAGUUGAAGCAAUACGAUGAAGCCAUCAAAGAUGCUGACCGCGCGUUCUCUCUCGACAACAGUUACUUCAAGGCGCGAAAGACCAAGGCCAACGCCCUGGGUCUCUCCGGCAAGUGGGAAGAUGCUGUCAAAGAGUGGAAGGCUCUCCAGCAAGAUGACCCCGAGGAUCGGACUAUUCCAAAGGAAGUUCGCAAGGCAGAGUUGGAAUUGAAAAAGAGUCAGCGCAAAGACUACUACAAGAUUAUGGGCCUUGAGAAGGACGCCAGCCCUGAUGAGAUCAAGAAGGCUUACCGCAAGAUGGCUGUUAAGCUACACCCUGACAAGAACCCCGGCGACGAGGAAGCCGAAGCCAAGUUCAAGGAUAUGCAAGAGGCUUACGAGACUCUGAGCGACCCUCAGAAGCGAGCAAGCUACGACAACGGUGACGAUCUUCUUGACCCGUCUGACAUGUUCGGCGGCGGCAUGGGUGGAGGCAUGGGAGGCAUGGGAGGCAUCGACCCCGAGAUCCUCUUCAGCAUGAUGGGCCAGCAGGGUGGCUUUGGUGGUGGCGGUUUCCCUGGUGGUGGCCGCGCCUUUCCUGGCGGUGCUGGAGGUUUCCCUGGUGGUGCUACCUUCAACUUUAGCACUGGCGGUGGCGGACGUCCCCAGCAGGGCUUCCCUGGUGACUAUAGCGAUGAGGAUGAUGACAGGAGGAGAGAGGAAGAUGAUGACGAUGAUGUUUUGUACGACGAAGAACCACAAGGACAAGGGCGUGACGAUACCCGCGGGCAUGGGGGCCAAGACAAAUUUGCCAACGUCUUUCAGCCCCGACGCCGACGUGCCAACGAGGAUAUGGUCGAAAGGAUUCGGACUUGUGGCAUCAUUGUUGUUGCCGCGCUGGUGCUUCUGCCUUGGCAGCUUGUCGCCGCCGGCCUCGCAGUCUCUGCGUUUGUCUAUGCGUGGAUGGAGUACAUUUGGUGGCCCUUUAUGCAGAGGCGAGCGGCUACCAAAUGA
Beauveria bassiana ARSEF 2860 is the source of this 2340-nucleotide messenger RNA. RefSeq names its product tetratricopeptide-like protein. The record is from RefSeq and is a predicted model, not a curated record. NCBI's taxonomy places the organism in Eukaryota, Fungi, Ascomycota, Sordariomycetes, Hypocreales, Cordycipitaceae. Gene Ontology annotation, molecular function: protein binding. Bases 1 to 2340 code for a protein of 779 amino acids. The transcript has 4 exons.